CCCACCUGGGGAGCAGUCUGGUGACUUUUUUCACUGACGCUGCAGAUGGAGUGGAUGUUUGCAGAGAACUAUCCACAACGACUCCAAGAUCUCUCUUGAGUGGUAACAGCUAAUUUAGACCCCAUCAGUUUGUAUGUAUUCUGUUUUCCAAUGUGCAUGACUUUGCCUUUACCACCAUUGAGUUUCAUCGGCCAUUUUAUUGCCCCGUCACCCAGUUUAGUGAGAUCCCUUUGUAAUUCCUCGCAGUCUGCUUUGGACUUAGCUGUCCUGAGUGAUUUGACGUCUAACGUCUCUGUGAGCAUCUGCCGUGCACAGAGCAGUGUUGAUGUUGGGUCUCUGUUGGGGUGGAAGUGAAAGCCCUGUGCAGUGUGUUAUCGACAGUGUUGUGAGCAAUGGCAAGGUGGACAGGAACGCAAAAUUCUUUCCCCUUAGCUUCUUCUCUCCGUGCUGCUAAGGUUUUGGGCGGCUGGGGCGUGUCUUGAUACCAGUCGUCGUCAUUUUCCUUUUCUGCUCUAAUGUUUAUUGCCCUGGUUCACGAAGGUCUCACAGUGCUUCAGAGCCCCGCUGUCCUCCGAGCGUCCCCCGGCGAGACCGUGAACCUCAGCUGCUCCUUCGAGAACAGACAGGGCAGCGUGGUCAAAGCGACGUGGACCAUAUCACCCGGGGUUGUGCUGGAAUCUGACCAUCCCUUCUACCGCGGACGGCUCAAUAUGUCCGACCUGAAUCUGCUCCGGAAAGGGGAGGUCACGCUGACCCUGUCGGAGCUGGAGAAGCGGGACUCUGGUCUCUAUCAGUGUCACAUCAGCAUCCGCCAGGGAGAGAGCGGGACAGGAGCGGGCACCGAGCUGCAGGUGAUGGGGAGGAACCAGAGUGACACAGGUAAAGAACCUGCCCCCGUAGGGUGCUGCGCCCGGGAGCUCCUGUACCAGGUCGCCAUCGCCUUGGGGCUCCUUCUGAUCCUUGGCCUGGUGGCCACCCUCCUCCUGAAGAGACACCGAGCGCCGCCCCCCUUGCAACCCCGCCAGCGGCAGCCGAAGGGCCACGGCAGCCGGGGGGCCGAGGAGAGCAAGAGCCUGCACUACUCAGAGUUUAAAAUCCAGACUCCAGGACGCAGGGAACACACCUCCAACCACGCCCAGCGGCGCUGAGUCCCUCCGCACCCAGCACCACCUGAGUCCCUCACACUCACAGCCACGCCGCCACGAGGGAAUUCCCCACAGGAGGAGACCCUCACAGGGUUUGAGGGAGAGCAGAAGAAAGUUAUGGUCGUGAAAGUCCAUGUGAACCCCAACAAAACCGAACUAGCCCUGUCUACGGCAGGGAAUAAUCUACUAGGGCAUGGAUCUACCCUCAGGAAAUGCCUUCUCCGGGGCCUCCUGGAUAUUACUAUAUCACAUCCCUGUGUGUUAUUUCCCUGUCCUCUCCGGAGUGAUUGCAACGCCUCCCUGUGGAGCGUGACCAGCUGGGGGUAAUUAACGCAGCGUCUGGUCCCUCUUCCUAACUGAGCACGAAGAGAAACGCUCGCCCAGCUCAGCAUCCUGUGGGCGGUGGAACUGGUCUGAGUGACCAGCGUGACUGCUCCAGCCGGCUGGAAUUGCUCAAAGAAAGUGAUUUUUUUUGGUCUAAAAAUUAAAUAAUUUCUUUGUGUGAAAAA
This is a messenger RNA of Chelonia mydas (Green sea turtle), 1654 nucleotides long. RefSeq names its product natural cytotoxicity triggering receptor 3-like. Gene Ontology annotation, biological process: natural killer cell activation; positive regulation of natural killer cell mediated cytotoxicity; immune response-activating cell surface receptor signaling pathway. The coding region runs from base 516 to 1148 and encodes 210 amino acids. The transcript has 5 exons. Lineage: Eukaryota; Metazoa; Chordata; Testudines; Cheloniidae. The record is from RefSeq and is a predicted model, not a curated record.